This is a messenger RNA of Sabethes cyaneus, 2509 nucleotides long. Its product is annotated as zinc finger protein 91-like. Gene Ontology annotation, biological process: regulation of transcription by RNA polymerase II. The transcript has 4 exons. The record is from RefSeq and is a predicted model, not a curated record. Gene Ontology annotation, molecular function: RNA polymerase II cis-regulatory region sequence-specific DNA binding; zinc ion binding; DNA-binding transcription factor activity. Bases 1 to 2397 code for a protein of 798 amino acids. NCBI's taxonomy places the organism in Eukaryota, Metazoa, Arthropoda, Insecta, Diptera, Culicidae. Gene Ontology annotation, cellular component: nucleus.
AUGUUUAAUGUGUUCGAUUAUUUGGACGAAUUCGAAAAGAAGAUUAGCGAGCUGAUUGCCAACUGCGGUGGAGUUUUGAUUCUCCAAAAUGACCAUUUUUCCAAAUGUAUUUGUGGUAAAUGUUUGAACGAUGUGGCCAAUGCAGCGCGUUUUCGAAAACGUUGUCUGGAAACGGAAACUAUUUUGCAGAGCACAAAAAUUGAUAUUAAGGAGAUCGUAAGCUUAGACGCGGGCGAUCAACCGAAGCAGGAUUGUACUCAGCCGACACCUUCUUUGAUUGAUCCGGCUGGCUACCAUGAAAAUCAAUGUUCAUCAGAAGGUGUUGUUAUGGAUGAAGUCAAAAGCGAACCGGUUUGGACUGCAGAUUCAGCGGGCACAAGUAACGGAGGAACUACUUUAAUCCAAAACGAUGCAUCAGUCGCAUCUCGUCAUGAAUCAGCCGUUGCAACUGCAAAACAUAUGAAUAAUUUAUCAGCAAUCGAUAACCGGCCGCACAAGUGCGAGUUUUGUGGCAAAGGGUUCAUGGAACCAAACGAUCUUAAGCGGCAUAUGCGCAUACACGGUGAGAAGCCACAUAAAUGUGACAUAUGUGGUAAAGCUUUUAGCGCAAGUAGCAAACUGGAGCGUCACUUUCGCACCCACACGGGAGAACGACCGAACAAGUGUCAUUUCUGCGAUAAAGUGUUUACUUGCGGGAGUAAUCUAUCGAGGCAUGAGAAACGCAUUCAUACCAAUACGAGACCAUUCGUUUGCGAAAUCUGUGGUAAAGGAUUCAUAGAGAGGUGUCAUCUUGCGAAUCAUUUGCACAUUCAUACCGGCAAUCGACCGUUCAAAUGUGACAUUUGCGGGGAAGGAUUUGCGGAAAACUGGAAGCUAAACAGGCAUAUAAGCAAUCAUUCGAACGUGCAACAGUAUCCGUGUGAAAUUUGCGGAAAAAACUUCCUACAGAAGGGUAAUCUCAAAAAGCACAUACGAGUUCACACCGGGGAGCGACCCUACAUUUGCGACAUUUGCGGCAAAGGUGUUUCCAAUAGUGGUCACUUGUUGCGACAUCGUCGCAUCCAUACCGACAAACGGCCGCACAAAAUAAUGUCCACAAAUUUGUUAAUGCCAGAGUGCUGCCGAUGCUGUAUGGCUGAAGAAAGUGAAAUGUUUCAUGUGUUCGAUCAUUUGGACGAAUUCGAAAAGAAGAUUAGCGAGCUGAUUGCUAACUAUGGUGGAGUUUUGAUUCUGGAAAAUGACCAUUUUUCCAAAUGUAUUUGCGGUAAAUGUUUGAAUGAUGUGGCCAAUGCAGCGCGUUUUCGCGAACGUUGUCUGAAAACGGAAACUAUUUUACAGAGCACAAAGAUGGAUAUUAAGGAGAUCGUAAGCUUAGGGGAAGGUGAUCAACCAAAGCAGCACUGUGCUCCGACUUCUUCGAUCGAACCGAUUGCCUACCGUGAAAAUCAAUGUUUAUCAGAAGUCGCUAUUAUAGAUGAAGUCAAAAGCGAACCGGUUUGGCCGUCAGAUGCAGCGGGUACAAGUAACGGAGAAAUUAUUUUAAACCAAAACGUUGCGUCAGUUGCAUCUAGUCAUGAAUCAGUCGGUGCAAUUGUAAAGGAUACGAAUAGUUUGUCAGCGAAUAAAGUAAUCGAUGACCGGCCGCACAAGUGCGGAUUUUGUGGCAAAGGGUUUUUGGCACCUAACGAUCUUAAGCGACACACGCGCAUACACACUGGUGAGAAGCCACAUAAAUGUGACACAUGUGGUAAAGCGUUUAUCGCAAGCAGCCAACUAACGCGCCACAUACGCAUCCACACGGGAGAACGGCCGAGCAAGUGCAGUCUCUGCGAUAAGGUGUUCAUUUGCGGGAGUGAUCUUACGAAGCAUGAGAAACGAGUGCAUACCAAUACGAGACCACAUGUUUGCAAAGUCUGCGGUAAAGGAUUCACAGAGAGGAGUCAUCUUGCGAAUCAUUUACACAUCCAUACCGGCGAUCGACCCUUCAAAUGUGACAUUUGCGGGGAAGGAUUUACGGAAAACUGCAAACUGAACAAGCAUAAGCGCAUUCAUUCGAACGUGCGACAGUAUAAGUGUGAAACCUGCGGAAAAGAAUUCCUAGAGAAAGGUGACCUCAAAAAACAUACUCGAAUCCAUACCGGGGAGCGACCGUACAUCUGCGAUAUUUGCGGCAAAGGGUUCUCCGAGAGCAGUCACCUGUUGCGGCAUCGCCGUACGCAUACCAACGAACGGCCGCACAAGUGUGACCUGUGCAUAAAAACAUUCCUGGACAGCAAAGGACUUGCCAAGCACAAACUCGUGCAUCUGGAGAAACCAUUCAGUUGUCCCGUGUGCGCUAAAGCCUUCGUCGAGUGCGAUCAGCUGACGCGACACUUGACCACGCACAGUUUGGAGUGAUUUUAGGCGCGCUGGUUAUAGAACAGUUGAACCGACUGUUAUAGGACCAAUUCCAGUAAUUAAUAAAUUGAUAAAGUAGCGUGAGUGUGCUACUUAGGGCGCGAAAGUGAUU